Molecule: messenger RNA, 996 nt
Organism: Cuscuta epithymum
Lineage: Eukaryota; Viridiplantae; Streptophyta; Magnoliopsida; Solanales; Convolvulaceae
Source: the annotation of a GenBank genome assembly
AUCUCAUUUCACACCUUAAUUAUUUAUGCCCACAUACACUAAUAAGUCAUACGUCGACCGGCCAUGAAAGCUUUAGAACGCCUACUAGUGUGUUUCUCCCCCGCCUCCACCGACAUAUGUCCCAGCACCGCCCAUUCGGGUACCGAUCGCCGCCGCCGUGUGCACCGCCUUGGCCACCCGCUACCCAAGAGCAGACAUAGCACCUCCAAAUCUUCGCCGCUAGCUAAUCGGCCCUUCGAGUCACGCCGGAAAAGCUCCUCCGACGUCCCCGACAACCGCCGGUCUACCGCUACUACGACUACUCCAGCCUCUGGGUCUCCCUUCAUUGACUUGUUGGCCGAGCAUUCUAGUAAUGCUCGAACAGCCUUGCUCAAGCGGCACAACUCAGCUGAUCACUCCGCCGCUUAUUCCGGUUCCUGGCCGUCGAGAACCCGGCCGGAUGAAUCUCCGGGAGAAAAACCUUUAUCUUUAGCUAAUUAUCUUGAUGGGCAUUCCACUCAUAAUUAUUAUACUUCGUCAACGACCACCCCCUACCGUAAUCAUCAGGUUGUCGAAUUGAGGGUGUCACUUCAUUGUAAGGGUUGUGAAAGGAAAGUAAGGAAGCAUCUCUCCACAAUGGAAGGAGUGACAUCAUUCAGUAUCGAUUCGGUCUCAAAGAAAGUGAUAGUGAUCGGAGACGUGAGUCCCUUGGGAGUACUGGCAAGCAUUUCUAAGGUUAAGAGUGCAGAAUUGUGGCGGUAGUUAUGAUAUAUAGACGACAUCUUCAUCUUUGCAUCAUCUGUUUUCUUUUUCUUUUUUUCUUUUACUGUUUUUUUGCAUCUGUUAGCUAGGAUUAGCUUAACUAAAUCAUUAGAUGUUUCCAUAAAAUAUUUGUGUUUCUCAAACCGAUUGUAUACUUGGUGUCAAAACAAGACCUAUUGUAUACUUCUUUGAGUUCUUUACUACUUACAAUAGUGUUAUGUUUAUACUAUUCACAUAUUCCGUUUUAAAUAUGAA